AUGGUGGAGGUCCUAGGUGCCUAUCCGGCGCGUCCGCCGACUCCUCCCAAGGCUUCGCAUAAUCUCUUUAAACGAGAUGCAGGAAUUGUUCCCGGUCGACCGAAUAUGCUUAAUACACCCGGGGAAUCACCGUCAUCAACUGCUGAGUCGACGAUACUAAGGUCGAAUAAGAAAGUCAACUUCUCUCCUAUCACGAACUACAUAAAACCUCCGACCUUCUCCAGCCGUGCAUCCAUGUCGAGUAACGAAGUACGCCCCAUUCCUCCCUCGAACGAAUGCAAGCCGGCCAAAUCGAUCCUAAAAACUCCCGCCGCCGACAUUGUGCCUUUAGAAAAGAAUGAGCCGCAGUCCUUCGCAGUGCUGCUAGAGUCAGCAACACAGCAGUUGGCCGGUGAAUCUCUCAGUUCAAGAAUAGACGCUUAUAUGCAGCUGUUGGGUGCUCUCAAGGCUUAUGACAACAUCACCGAGCAAGACGACAUGUCCUCGAAAGUCGGGGUCCUGUUGCAGUUUGUACAGCGUGACAUCAGCCGGGAUUUGGGUAAAAGAGAUGUCGUUGAAACCAACCUGGUGACCAAUGCACUGAAAAUGGGGAUCUAUAUCAUUUGGAGUCAGCCAUUAGCAUCGCAAAUCCCAGAUGAUUUCAAAAUAUUCAUAAUCGAUCAUGCAUUGAGUGUCUUGCAAGAUGGCAAACUAUCAAAAGCUAUCUUGAACCAUUAUGUCCACGUCCUAUAUACUCAAAAUUUUUCAGCCAAGAUAAUGACCAACUCACGGAUUACACGGGUACUAGUUGUGUUGAACGAUAUCACUGAUCGCGUGAACGGAAAUGGAAUCAUUUCGCAACGACUGGGGGUUUAUACCAGGUUACUUGGUCAGUCAAAGGCAACUAUGGCCUCACAAGCAUCACUAUGGGUGGAGCACCUCAUUUCAGGUCUUCUUCAUCCCGUGAAGGACACCAGGUCGAAAGCUUUAGUUCUUGGAACUCAAACGGCUCUGUUAUUGGGACCCAACCUGGUCAUUUCGAAAACCAUACUGGAUAUCUUUAACAAGGAGAUCUCCCAAGGCAGGAAGCUGGUCUCGGAAGUAUGUGACCGAAUGAGCCGCAUGAUGUCUCCCUCGGAUAGUGGAGUGCAUGUGCCACAAAUUUGGAGCAUUAUAGUCUUGCUUUUGAGAAGCAAGAGAUUCAACAUCGAGCAUUGGGAGUACUUCAAAGAAUGGGUUCUUGUUUUACAAAGAUGCUUCAAUUGCAGCGACCCUGCCAUUAAGUCACAAGCUAUUGUCGGAUGGAACAAAUUUGUCUACAUGGUUACUUGUAAUGAGUCGACGAGCAGGAGCAUGCUGAAAAUGCUUACGAAACCCAUUCUUUCCAAUUUUGAACGCAAGCGCAGCGAUAAGGCCGGUGCAAGCGUCAACCCAUUAUUUCUUUCGAGUUACUACAACCUUCUCUACUAUUCGUUCCGGCCGAAUAAUACAUUUGACCACAUUGAUUUCAUCUGGGAAGAGUACUUCUCUCAGCCGUUCGUCAAUGUUUUCGCCAGCAACCCCCAACUGAAUGAUGCUGCUUGCAAAGCUUUGGCAUCUCUAUUAUGGACCUCGCAGUCGAAGAUUUGGACCGAGGACAAGAUCCACGAGGUACCUAAAAUGGAAGCAAACUUCAUACUCCCGAUCGACUGCAGAUGGGUUAGAUCACGUAUAGUACCGGUAGUUGCGGCUUUUGAAGUUUUGGUGGCCUCAGCGAAUUGGACGAAUAUUCAAAUGAUCUGGAUCCAUAUUUGCAAGGCACUCUCGGAUGCCUCCAGCAAAGAGAUCAAACCAUCAUCCGAACUCAUGCAGGCAAUCGCUACUAUACUCGGCCUGUUUCAACGACUUCGCCAGGCAUCACCUUCUUCGUUGAAUGCCGAGACGGACGAUGUAUUUAUAGAACGCUUCACAUAUCUUGCCACAACACUUGUCUCAACAGUCGGUCCUUCUCCUUUUACAGAAACCCUGCUCUUGAAAACUUCUCAGGAAACAUUCCAGGCUGCAAACACACCCACUCAUCGGCGUCCGCGAACAGACCGAAAUUCCGACACGCCAUUCAUGCACAUAUUACGUAUGAUAAGCUCUUAUGGAAAUACAUCUGAGCCGACCAAAUCACUUUUGAGUCUAAUUGAUGGUCUCCUUGACGCCGCAUCAAAAGGCCGGCAGGCCAGAGGAUCACGGCUCGACUUUUUAGAGAGGUGUACGGAGCUGAGCAUAGACGAGAACGGCGAAUAUGAGACAACAUCCAAGUUAGUCUCUUAUAUCUGGGAUGCAACUGCGAGAUACACCGUUAUUUGCCUGGGUUCCCUGCCGAUGGAAACUCUAAGAGAACGGGACGGUACAAUCUCUCGCGAUUACAUCAACAUAUCGAACAUUCUUUUGCGAGGACUACAGCUCAGAACCUCACCCCCGACAUGGAGUGCUCUGCUCGAGUCCUACAUACGCAUUAUUCGAACUGAGAAAGGCGAGCGUGGAAUUUCUACCCUAGUCAUUGAGCCCAUUACUCAGAGGCUCUUACAAAUCGACUAUGUCCGGGCUUAUCUUCCAACGAAAGCCUUAAUCAACCAAGCAUUAUCUCUUGCAUACUACGAGCAAAAUAAAUAUCCAGCAACACCAAGCAGCUCCAGCCAACCAUCUUCCUUUUCCUUUCCCGAUAAGCUUUUGGAUCUCAUUCGGAAAGUACUUGCAGAUUCCUAUAAUCACUUCAACGCUUCAGACAGUGUGGUAUUAGCGGAGGUUGUUGAGUCUUUGACGUCCCUCCUAGGGAGUGGUACACUGCAAUUUCGCCACAUGCUUCUGGAGUCUCUACAGACCCCCUUAGCAUUGUGGUUACGGGACUCAGCUCGCUUCCUCACUUCUGAGAAGGGCGCAGACAACAGAUUGCUGACUGCAUAUCGAACGCUCUCACUAGCAAUUGCCAACGCCAUGCAGAUUGCUGUUCCGCACAACACGGCGUCACUACAUGCGUUUGAAGCAGUAGUUUCCGCUGGCUUGGAAUCUGUUCAUAAGUCAACAGCAAAUCGUUUCAUCGAAAUGUGGAAUGUGACUUUUGGGCUGCAGGAGCUCGCGAAUUAUCCUUCUGGCGUUCAAUCAGCUCUUCAGAAGCUUGAGCCGUUGGUCAAGUUGCAACUACCAUUGCCUCUACCCCGCCAAGCUAAAUCGCAGAAUAUUCACGGUAUCUGUCAGGUUCUCGAGAUGCCGGACUUUGUCGAGUCUCAAGAUACAACAAGCUUUGAACCGGUUACGAAUACUUUCGGCAGAGUUUUAAGGCAGAUGGACAGCCAUAAGACGCGACCGACCACGUUCAGUUCCUCGCCAAUUAUUCAGUCAACGGAGUGGGCCCAGCCCCAUGUGUUGCCACAGCAAAAUAUUGAUAGCACACCCCGAAAGCGGCUUCGCCAUGACAAUUCACAGAUCCAGUUUGUCACGGUUGAUCCGUCGCCUCGCGCCUCGAACAUGGAAAGUCAGCUUCUUACUGAACGCCAACAAGAAGUGAGGGAAAGACAGCGCGGGAGCACAUCAAUGUUUCUGGACGGUUUGGGGUCAUCAUCACCCGCUCCUGCUCUGACGGAGGUUCCAGCUACCUUGUCCCCAGUGAGGUUGCCCAAGAUACGAGACACUGUACGCGAACCAGAAGCGCCGUCAACUCCUACCCUGGCAGCCCAUUUGCAGGAUAAUGAUGAUGACUUUCCUGGUUCCUCUCCGACGCCUGGAACGAGAGAGCAGGGUCACCUUGCAUCCCAGGGCAACCAUGCUUUGACCAUUGAGACGUUUGGGAACAUACAAUCAGAUCCACCUUCUUCUCCCCCCGAAAUAUCUCGCUCGCCUAGUAGCAAAAGGCUUUCUUCACAAAAGCCUACUCCGGAGAAGUCCAAGGUUGAAGCCAGCGAAAAGCAAAACAGUCGUAGACGUCGCAGCUCUAGAAUCACUGAACACAAAGCACCGGGCGAAUCGACAGUCGCACCUAUCCCAAGCGCGAAAGAGACCAACACGCCGCAGCAAAGUGAUAUAGAAGCACAAGAAGAGCCUACACUAACCAGUGAGGUGACGGAUGUGAUACCCGACACGUAUGCGGACGAAUUUGAGCAGCAGUUGGCUUCACAGCUAGAACAGGACUUGGAGCUGGCUGUGGACUUGAAAGACCAAGAUGAUAUCGAGUCCAUUCAGUCAUCGGAUGUCAACCUGCCACGGGGCCCAAUAACCAGGAAACGAAAGCGUAACGCUGAGACUGAGGAGGCCUCGACUCCGGAACGCGUGAAGCGACGUCAGUCCAAGAAGAGCAAGGCAGCUCGCUCUGAACGUGCACGCACCGAGUCGUCUCAAUCGGACAGUGACACAAUGAAACCAUCUACCCCUGAGACAUUGAACGCCAGGCGUGGCCUUUCAACUCCACAGUCCUCUCCGCUUAAAAACCAGAUCAGUGUAGACGACCUCUCUGACAAGUCUACGAAUUCGGAAUCGAAGAGGCGAAGUGGGCGGCUCAAUGUCCCUGCUGACCGGGAAAUUUUAUCAUCUCCUAUCAAGUCUAGGAGAUCGAGAUCACGUAAACGGCGAUCUUUGCGACUCAGUGGAGUUCCAGCUUUGUCGCCACCAAAAUCAGACAAAACAUCAAAGGCUCAGAAGAGGAAACGGACCAAAUCUCGUAAUCAGAACGAUGAUGAGGCUGCUGAGGCUGAUAUUCAAGACAAUUCAAUGCAGGAUGUUAAGAUGCCGGAUGGUGAGACUGGAACUUCUAAUCAAAAUGGCGAAUCAACGGAAGCUCAGGCAGCUCCAGCUCCAGAAACAACUGAUGUGCAAACGGAUACAGUGGUCGAAAGUGCAGUGGAUGCAGCAAUCUCAACCUCGGCUGGAAAUGAGACUGAAGAGCAGGCUGUUGAAAACGAUAUUGUCAUGGAAGAGGCCUCUCCUGAGAUGAGUAUUGCUGCUCCAACCUCUACUAUCAUGGACGAGGCACCACGCUACAUCUCUCAAGGUGUACAAACAGACGAUGUCAUGGACAUUAGCGAAUCCAACACCGACUCCGCUCAAACCGGCGGCAGUAUUCUCGGCUCUCUUCGUAGAGUUCUCACUGGCAUUAAGAACGUUACUUUCGGCAGGAAUGUUCUUAAAGAGAUUGACGAUGUCAUGUUUGAUAUCCGGGUGGAAGCGCAUGAGGCUGCGCGGAGAGAUCAGGCUUAA
This is a messenger RNA of Talaromyces stipitatus ATCC 10500, 5196 nucleotides long. Its product is annotated as telomere length regulator protein (Rif1), putative. Gene Ontology annotation, biological process: telomere maintenance. The record is from RefSeq and is a predicted model, not a curated record. Lineage: Eukaryota; Fungi; Ascomycota; Eurotiomycetes; Eurotiales; Trichocomaceae. The transcript is spliced from 3 exons. The coding region runs from base 1 to 5196 and encodes 1731 amino acids. Gene Ontology annotation, cellular component: nucleus.